Messenger RNA from Fomitopsis serialis, 960 nucleotides. RefSeq lists its product as uncharacterized. Bases 113 to 844 code for a protein of 243 amino acids. Lineage: Eukaryota; Fungi; Basidiomycota; Agaricomycetes; Polyporales; Fomitopsidaceae. The record is from RefSeq and is a predicted model, not a curated record. The transcript has a single exon.
CCGACAACUCAAACACCUUCCUAUUUGGCCACCGCUCGCAUUAUAAGCGCCCGCCAUUGAUCGCUCGCCGUUCUGGCCCAUCCUUGUCUCUCCCGCACGACGACGACGACCUAUGCAGGCAGUGGCCCCGGCAACCGCAAAAUUCCAGCUCGCUAUUCCCUACGUCCUCGGUGCUGUUUCACCAGGACUCGCGGCCCUUCAUGCCUCGCGUGCGCGCAGACUACAUCCGACCGACCCGACCUUGCGGACUACGCAUUGCCCAGCAUGCGGCGCAGGAUACCUUGACGGGGGUGGCGAGUACAGGUCUGUGCGCUCCAAUGGGGAGCAGAGGCGCGUGAGCCUCAAGGCCGAGACACCGCCCAACAGAUUCCUGCACAUAUCGUGUGGGGUGUGUGGCCAUCGUGAAGAGCUGCCUAUCGAGCAGGACGGUGCGCCUUCAUUCCUACCACCGAGGAAACGAAGGAAGACAGUGGCCCCGAAUGCUGGUACUGCUUCCACUACCAACACCGACGCAUCAAAGUCGGGAGAAGAUGCACAUGCACGGACUGGGCCCAAGCCUGCAGGACCGAGGCCAGUAGACAGCCGUGAAUCCCAGACUAAGGCCGGACCGCCCAGGGCGUCCACUAUGUUACCCAUCCUUCCCGAAAGCGCCGCCGAACGUAAAACUGGCACGACGACUUCUUCACCCACCGCGUCUUCGAAUCCAGCACGCUCGAAAACACGGACCAAGAACUCCAGUGGGCUGCAGAGCUUACUGGCUCGCAAUCGCGAGAAGCAGGAGCAGGAGAAGAAGGCUACUGCCAGUGGAUCUGGACUGUCCGCCUUCUUACAGGAUCUUCGAUAGCGGCUAGCCUUGUAAUUCAUACACUGUUUUGCGAAGUGAUUACGGGAUUGUAUGAAGCUCUUUCAUGCACUAUAACUUCAAUACUUUGCGGUCCAAGGCUGUCUGAAUCACAACAC